CGUCGUGAAGGCAUGCAGUCGCAGGGUGAUGACGAUACACAAACUCGAAGAUGGAGUGUAAACCCAAACACAUGUCUGCUUUUGCUUUAUAUCAAAUUGCAGCUGCGGAGUUGUCUCUUAAUGAAAAAAAGCGUCCAUUGAAGGUGUCACCCAAAAAGAAAAAGCUGAAGGAGAAUGGUGUGGCCACCGCUAAACCCAACAAAAGUGUAGUAAUUAAGAAGAAACCAAAGAAGCUUGUGAAGACUGUGAUAAAAGGAGAACCCCUGGAAAGAGUUCCACAGACAAAGCCGUGUGAAGACAAUGAGGAAGGCACAUCAUUAAAUGCUGUGCUAGCAGACCUGGCAAGGGUGAAUAACAGUCGGGACAGAGCAAGCAAACUGUUCCAGUGGCUCAUCCACCCAGUUCCCGCCAAAGACUUCUUCAAGGACACAUGGGAAAAGAAGCCCCUCUUAAUCCCGCGUCAGAAUCCAGACUACUACAAUGGACUCUUUUCCACGGCAGAGUUCGACCGCAUUUUGAGAGAGGAUGACGUCCAGUAUGGAGUGAACCUGGACGUCACCAGCUACACCAACGGCAAGAGGGACACGCACAACCCCCCAGGCCGGGCGCUGCCCUUCAGCGUGUGGGACUUCUACUCGAGUGGCUGCUCCCUGCGCAUGCUGAACCCCCAGGCCUUCUCCUCCACAGUAUGGAACUUCCUCUCCAUCCUCCAGGAACAGUUUGGCAGCAUGGCCGGGGCCAACGUGUAUCUGACUCCUCCCGGAACCCAAGGCUUCGCCCCACACUAUGAUGACAUUGAAGCCUUCGUGGUUCAGCUGGAGGGAAAGAAACACUGGCGAGUGUACAACCCAAGGUCCUUGGAAGAAGUAUUGCCAGUUACUUCGAGCCCCAACUUCAGUCAGUCAGAGAUCGGGAGCCCAGUGCUGGAGGUGGUCUUGGAGGCCGGGGACCUGCUCUACUUCCCACGCGGGUUCAUCCACCAGGGAGACUGCCUGCCAAACUCCCACUCCCUCCACGUCACCGUCUCCUCCUUCCAGAGGAACAGCUGGGGAGACCUGCUCGCCAAGCUGGUGCCUGCGGCCCUUGGGGUAGCGAUGGAGGAGGAUGUGGAGUACAGGCAGGGCUUGCCACUGGACUACCUGACGUACAUGGGCGUACAAAACUCUGACAAGGAGGACCCACGGCGAGAGAAGUUCCUGUCCCGUAUGGGCGGCCUGAUGAACAAGCUGGCCGGCUACGCACCGGUGGACGCCGCUGUAGACGAGAAGGCCAAGGAGCUCCUCCACGACUGUCUGCCUCCAGCACUCACUCCAGAGGAACAGGCCAGCAGUGUUCAAGGCUCCUCCACUAGGUGGGGGAAUGGGAGGCCUUUGAAUGUCGGCGCUAACAUCAACAGCCAGACCCGGGUGAAACUCAUUCGCGCUGGUUGUGCCAGGUUGUGUAGUGAUGGGGAGGUCAUCCAGUUGUACUACACUACGGACAACUCCAGAGUAUACCACAAAGAGGAGCUCAAGAGUUUUGAAAUCAAAACAGAGUGUGCGGACGGUGUUGAGUUCCUGAUCCACGCGUACCCCCAGUUUGUGUCGGUGCUAAGUAUUCCAUGUGACUCGGUUGCAGAAAGGAUUGCUUUGGCUGAGCUGCUGUUUGAGAAAGGGAUUAUCCGCACUGCAGAGCCUCUCUAGUGUUGGACACGGUUCCCACAGUUCUGGCCUCCAACACAUUUGGACUGGAUUCCAGUUUCAGCUUUGAACCUAUAUCAAUAAACCUGCGAUACAAAACAUCUCUGGCAACUAUUAGUCUCUCCGCUAUACUGCAGUAGACGUAAAAAGAAUGUCUAAUUAAUGCUUUGUAUUAAAGGAUGGGAAUGAUUGUCGCAUGAAAAGCAAAAAAACCUUGCAAGAAAAUAAAAAUGAUUGACCAUUUUCACAGAAAUGUCCAUG
Gadus chalcogrammus (walleye pollock) is the source of this 1940-nucleotide messenger RNA. RefSeq names its product ribosomal oxygenase 1 (gene riox1). The transcript has 15 exons. Gene Ontology annotation, cellular component: nucleolus. Gene Ontology annotation, molecular function: histone H3K4 demethylase activity; histone H3K36 demethylase activity. Lineage: Eukaryota; Metazoa; Chordata; Actinopteri; Gadiformes; Gadidae. Bases 51 to 1682 code for a protein of 543 amino acids. The record is from RefSeq and is a predicted model, not a curated record.